CCGCGCCCAGUCCCUGUGAUCAGUGUAUGGGCGGCGUUGGGGUAAAACGUGCUAGUAGGAUAACGCCGGAUGUUGAUGGUGGUACCAGAAAUUAACAAACCAUCACAUCUUUCUUUUCAUCAUCUUAUCUGUCUCUCCAGAGCCUGCCGUACUCAGCAUGUUGGUGAAGUGAUAGCUAGCUAAAGAGAAAUGCCGGAGUCCCGAUAUCACUGGUCAGGGGAAGAGGUGAAUGCCAUCGUCUCAAUAUGGUCAGACGAGGCAAUACAGCGUGCAUUACGUUCGUCUGACUCUGAGUAUCGAGGUGCCGCCAAGGUGUACCAUGAGAUCUUUGUGCGCCUUCGCAAAUUAGGUUAUAGGGGAACCGUCCAGCAAUGUCGUGACAAACUAAAAAAACUAAAGGGUCAGUACAAAGAAAUUAAGUCAAACGGUUCCGACCGCCGGAGUUAUUUUCCACCAUCAUGGUUCGAUGCCAUGGACGCUGUACUGGGACAGCGACUCAGAAAGCCAAUACUGAGAAGUGGCAAAGCCACCGUAUCACAAAAAAACGACAAAUUACCAUCCAGUAGGACGCCUGAUGAACUUCCACAAACUUCAGGGUCUGGGGUGAGAAUUUCAGCUUCUAGGCUGUUGGAGUUGACUGAUUCCUCUGAAGAAUAUGAGGAAUCUGGAUACCACUGGUCGUCUAAGGAGGUUCAGGCAUUGUUAACACUCUGGGCAGAUAAGAUAGUACAGAAGCACCUCCUCUCCUAUAAAAACGAGCACGUCUAUGCCAAAUUUAGUUCAGAGCUUGCUGCCCUGGGUUUUAAAAGGACGUCGAAGCAGUGCAGACAAAAGAUACAAAUACUGAAAAAGGAACACAAAAAAAUCAAGGAUAACAAUAACAUGAGUGGUUCCAUCUAUCGUGAAGAGAGUUGGUUUGCCAUCGUUGAUAGUGUCCUGUGUCACCAACCAAGUACUUUGGAGUCUGGGGUGAUAAAUUCAGAUGCCAAGCUUUUGGGGUCGCCUGAUUCCCAACAAGAAAUGGGAGAUUCUAACAAAUCUCCAUCCAUUUGGACACCUGAUGAGGUCCAUGGUCAACAAUCAGAAACCUCAGGGCUUGGGGUGAUAAAUGCAACUAAUCUACUGUUUGAAUCGACUCCUGAUUCCCCUGUAGGCGAGGAACAUAUUGAGGAAUCUGGAUACCACUGGUCGCCAAAGGAGAUUCAGGCAUUGUUAACACUCUGGGCAGAUGGUAGUGUUCAGAAGCACCUCCUCUCCUAUAAAAACGAGCACGUCUAUGCCAAAUUUAGUUCAGAGCUUGCUGCCCUGGGUUUUAACAGGAAAUCUAAACAGUGCAGACACAAAUACAAAUACUGA
This is a messenger RNA of Oncorhynchus nerka (sockeye salmon), 1356 nucleotides long. RefSeq names its product zinc finger and SCAN domain-containing protein 20-like. The record is from RefSeq and is a predicted model, not a curated record. The transcript has 5 exons. Bases 190 to 1356 code for a protein of 388 amino acids. Lineage: Eukaryota; Metazoa; Chordata; Actinopteri; Salmoniformes; Salmonidae.